Messenger RNA from Staurois parvus, 708 nucleotides. Lineage: Eukaryota; Metazoa; Chordata; Amphibia; Anura; Ranidae. The record is from the annotation of a GenBank genome assembly.
UUCCUCCCUCUAGCCUUGCACAGGUGUACUGGCUCCUCCCCUUCAGGCUUGCGCAGGUGUAGCGGCUCCUCCCCUUCAGCCUUGCGCAGGUGUAGCGGCUCCUCCCCUUCAGCCUUGCCCAGGUGUGGCGGCUCCUCCCCUUCAGUCUUGCACAGGUGUACCGGCUCCUCCCCUUCAGUCUUGCACAGGUGUACCGGCUCCUCCCCUUCAGUCUUGCGCAGGUGUAUCGGCUCCUCCCCUUCAGUCUUGCACAGGUGUAUCGGCUCCUCCCCUUCAGUCUUGCACAGGUGUAGCGGCUCCUCCCCUUCAGUCUUGCACAGGUGUACUGGCUCCUCCCCUUCAGUCUUGCGCAAGUGUAUCAGCUCCUCCCCUUCAGUCUUGCACAGGUGUACCGGCUCCUCCCCUGCAGUCUUGCGCAGGUGUACCGGCUCCUCCCCUUCAGUCUUGCGCAGGUGUACCUGCUCCUCCCCUUCAGUCUUGCGCAGGUGUAUCGGCUCCUCCCCUUCAGUCUUGCACAGGUGUACUAUCUCCUCCCCUUCAGCCUUGCACAGGUGUACCGGCUCCUCCCCUUCAGUUUUGCCCAAGUGUACCAGCUCCUCCCCUUCAGUCUUGCCCAGGUGUAGCGGCUCCUCCCCUUCAGUCUUGCCCAGGUGUAGCGGCUCCUCCCCUUCAGUCUUGCACAGGUGUAGCGGCACCUCCUCUUCAGUC